Hypoxylon fragiforme is the source of this 1490-nucleotide messenger RNA. RefSeq names its product heterochromatin protein one. Gene Ontology annotation, molecular function: chromatin binding. The transcript is spliced from 7 exons. NCBI's taxonomy places the organism in Eukaryota, Fungi, Ascomycota, Sordariomycetes, Xylariales, Hypoxylaceae. Gene Ontology annotation, cellular component: nucleus; pericentric heterochromatin. The record is from RefSeq and is a predicted model, not a curated record. Gene Ontology annotation, biological process: chromatin organization; negative regulation of transcription by RNA polymerase II. The coding region runs from base 253 to 1023 and encodes 256 amino acids.
UAUUGAGAACGUAAACGCCUAUUAGGCAGGUACCAGGUAGGCAUGUAUGUAUUAGCACCCUUAGCAAGGUCAAGUGCCUCCCAAACGUCAAACCUGAGAUUAUUGAUUAUUUCUCAAAUUCGUCUUGUCGCAAACACUCGUUCGCAAACUCUACCAUCAAACAUACCUAUUUGUCUUACAGUCUGGCCUCUUCUAUACCAUCUUCUAUAUCCGGCGUAAAUGAAUUAGACAUACCCUCCUUUUCAAACAAAAAUGCCACCUGCUAUUAGCGACGACGAAGAGUCUGAUAUCGGCGAGCUAUCCGUCCCCUUGCGAUCGACGCGCGAAAGGAAGCCAAUGAGUAGCCUCAAAGACGGCGAUGAUAUGGCCAAAGCGGUAAGAAGUGGCUCCAAGAACGGCGAUAACGACCACGAGGAGGACAAUGACAUAGAAGAAGAAGAUGAGGAAGAAGAUCCAAUGGACUUGGAGGAGGAUGAGUAUAUCGUCGAGAAGAUUCUCGCCCACACCGUCGAACCUAAUGAUUUGAUCCUUUUCAAGGUCAAAUGGGAAGGCUAUGACAAGAAGUCAGAUCAAACUUGGGAGUCUUAUGAUAAUCUCAAGGAAAAUGCGGUGGACAUUUUAGAGGAAUACCUUGCCAGCGUAGGUGGGAAAGAAAAAAUCAUCGCGGAUACCAAGGGAGCAAUGAAGACGAAGAAGCGCGGCAGGCCUCCCACGGGAACACCAUCAAAUGGUAAGAAGCGACCACGAAACGAGGACCAUCCCGCUUCAGCGACGCCCCCGGCUGGUACAAAAUCCUGGAAACCACCGGUAGGUUCCUGGGAAGAUGAAGUUGAAUCCAUCGAUGCUUGUCACGAUGAAGCCAGUGGCAAAUUGAUCGUCUACCUCACGUGGAAGAAUGGUAAUAAGACCCAGCACGAGACUAAGGUCAUUUACCAGCGGUGUCCGCAGAAGAUGCUUCAGUUCUACGAGCGGCAUGUUAAGAUCGUUAUGUCCUCAACUGACAAUAGCAAUAACUUACCCUAAACUCGCUCUCGAGGACCUCGACUAUCUACCAACCUAGUAUCUACCUACCUAGGCAGAUAGAUAGCGGUGAUGUUGCUAGUGAAGCACUCAUGAUACAGGUCUCCUACAAUUGGAUGGAUGAUAUGAAUAACUAGGCACGGCACCUUGUAUACCUACGUUCCCAAGCAAUGUCUCAGCUCAGGUCUACGAACAAGUAUAUGGAUUUCAUUUCAUUUUCAUGGAGGAGUUCCGGUCCGUUUCAGCAAAUGGUCAAUGACGGGACGAAGGCAAGGGGCCCCUGUGCUCAAUAUUUACACCUUUCUCGAAGGUACCAAGCUGAUAUUCUGAAGUCAGAUGCUCUUCAGCCAAAGUCCAAAGUCCACGAGCCUCAUGGAAAUUUCACUAUUUUCAUCAGCCUUCAAUUUUCACGAAAAUGUAAUUGUGUCCAGUGAGCCACGAGUGUCACCAAGGCUUUUUCGAAUACGCAG